CCAUCCUUUCAACUCUCAGAAAAUUCCCUUCUUCUCUUCAGUUUCUCUUAUUCUCUGCAUCAUUUAUUUUUCUGCUGCAACACAUUUUCCAUACACCAAAACAUCAACCUCCAUACUACUUUCUUACAUACACACAUUCAAGCUGAAAGAAUAUGGGAAGGCCACCAUGCUGUGAGAAGACAGGCCUCAAGAAAGGACCAUGGACACCAGAAGAAGACCAAAAGCUCAUUGCUUUCAUUGAAAACAAUGGCCAUGGAAGCUGGCGUGCUUUGCCUGCAAAAGCUGGGCUUAGAAGAUGUGGAAAGAGUUGCAGACUUAGGUGGACUAAUUAUCUGAGACCUGAUAUAAAAAGAGGAAAGUUCAGCUUGCAGGAAGAGCAAACCAUUAUUCAACUUCAUGCUCUUCUGGGAAACAGAUGGUCAGCCAUAGCAUCUCACUUGCCGAAGAGAACAGACAAUGAGAUAAAGAACUAUUGGAACACCCACCUCAAGAAAAGGCUCGAAAAAAUGGGCAUCGACCCUACCACCCACAAGCCAAAAAUGGAGUCUCUAAUCCAUUUCAAAGACGGUUCAAACCUCAGCCACAUGGCUCAGUGGGAGAGUGCUCGCCUCGAAGCUGAAGCCAGACUCGUACGAGAAUCCAAGCUGCAAGAACAAAACAACAUCGUAUUAACCUCUUCCUCACAACCACCACAACAACCUAGACUCAUUCUCAACAAAAUCACACCCCAACCCUCACUACCACCGUGCCUCGACGUCCUCAAAGCAUGGCAAAGUUCAUGCUCACAAAAUAAAAACAACAAUGACAAGAAGAAAACCAUGCAUGUGCAUAGCAUGUAUGCGAUGAUGCUUGCCACUGAUGACCUUGAAUCCCCAACAUCCACUUUGUGUUUCCCUCAGAGUAUGGUGUCGACCAACCAAAUUGGGUUAAUGAAUAAUGAGAACUAUUUACUCCCUCCAGAGGUAGCGACGGUGAAGGAAGAUGGUUGUUGUGGCGGUGAUGGUGACAGCAGUGAGUCGUCGUGGAGGUACUUCACCAAACACAGCACUGAUCGUGAUGAAGAAGUGAUGCCAUGUUUGCAAGAUGAUGACAUAAUGGUGGCUGUUGAUGCAUUAAGAGGUGGUGGGUAUUACGGUAAUAAUGAUGUGGUGGCAAUGGCAUUUACACCUCUCUCUAGCAAUGUCAAUAUGGCUGUUGGUUUCAGUAACGAGGUUCAGGAUUUCGAUUCCAACCAAGAUUUAGCAACGGAGAACUUGGAAGUGCACUUCGAGGAGAAUAAGGAUUAUUGGAAUAGCAUGCUUGGUUAUAAGUGAAUUAGGUAUCUAGGAUCCUAUGUCAAAAUACUAGUAUUGUGUGUUGUUUCAUUCACUUUUUUUUAUAAGUACUCACUCCUAUCUUUUCUCAUUCUUCACAUCUUUUUUAUUAUUUAUUUAGUUAUUUUACC
Vigna radiata var. radiata (mung bean) is the source of this 1444-nucleotide messenger RNA. Its product is annotated as transcription factor MYB106-like. Lineage: Eukaryota; Viridiplantae; Streptophyta; Magnoliopsida; Fabales; Fabaceae. The record is from RefSeq and is a predicted model, not a curated record. The transcript is spliced from 3 exons. The coding region runs from base 153 to 1313 and encodes 386 amino acids.